Molecule: messenger RNA, 1545 nt
Organism: Procambarus clarkii (red swamp crayfish)
Lineage: Eukaryota; Metazoa; Arthropoda; Malacostraca; Decapoda; Cambaridae
Source: RefSeq, a predicted model, not a curated record
AUGUGGCCUCUCUCACAAGCCAUAACACAUGGCGACCCCACAAACAAGGACAUAGACUCUCCCACAAACAAGGACAUAGACUCUCCCACAAACAAGGACACAGACUCUCCCACAAACAAGGACAUAGACUCUCCCACAAACAAGGACAUAGACUCUCCCACAAACAAGGACAUAGACUCUCCCACAAACAAGGACAUAGACUCUCCCACAAACAAGGACAUAGACUCUCCCACAAACAAGGACAUAGACUCUCCCACAAACAAGGACAUAGACUCUCCCACAAACAAGGACAUAGACUCUCCCACAAACAAGGACAUAGACUCUCCCACAAACAAGGACACAGACUCUCCCACAAACAAAGACACGGGGCCCUGUAGGCAAACAAUCACAAAAAAAUUCCGGAAAAUUGCUCGACAUACAAGGGAAGUGGACUACAGCAAGGGGGAGGGACUACAGCAAGGGUUGGGACUACAGCAAGGGGAAGGGACUACAGCAAGGGAAGUGGACUACAGCAAGGGGGAGGGACUACAGCAAGGUGAGGGACUACAGCAAGGUGAGGGACUACAGCAAGGGGAGGGACUACAGCAAGGUGAGGGACUACAGCAAGGGGAGGGACUACAGCAAGGUGAGGGACUACAGCAAGGUGAGGGACUACAACAAGGUGAGGGACUACAGCAAGGUGAGGGACUACAGCAAGGUGAGGGACUACAGCAAGGGGAGGGACUACAGCAAGGUGAGGGACUACAGCAAGGGGAGGGACUACAGCAAGGUGAGGGACUACAGCAAGGUGAGGGACUACAGCAAGGUGAGGGACUACAGCAAGGGAGGGGCUACAGCAAGGGGAGGGGCUACAGCAAGGGGAGGGACUACAGCAAAGUGAGGGACUACAACAAGGUGAGGGACUACAACAAGGUGAGGGACUACAGCAAGGUGAGGGACUACAACAAGGUGAGGGACUACAGCAAGGUGAGGGACUACAGCAAGGUGAGGGACUACAACAAGGGAAGGGACUACAGCAAGGGGAGGGACUACAGCAAGGGGAGGGACUACAGCAAGGUGAGGGACUACAGCAAGGGGGAGGGACUACAGCAAGGGGAGGGACUACAGCAAGGUGAGGGACUACAACAAGGUGAGGGACUACAACAAGGUGAGGGACUACAACAAGGUGAGGGACUACAGCAAGGGGAGGGACUACAGCAAGGGGAGGGACUACAGCAAGGUGAGGGACUACAGCAAGGUGAGGGACUACAGCAAGGUGAGGGACUACAGCAAGGUGAGGGACUACAGCAAGGGGAGGGACUACAGCAAGGUGAGGGACUACAGCAAGGUGAGGGACUACAGCAAGGUGAGGGACUACAGCAAGGUGAGGGACUACAGCAAGGGGAGGGACUACAGCAAGGGGAGGGACUACAGCAAGGUGAGGGACUACAGCAAGGUGAGAGACUACAGCAAGGUGAGGGACUACAGCAAGGUGAGAGACUACAGCAAGGUGAGGGACUACAGCAAGGUGAGGGACUACAGCAAGGUGAGGGACUAUCUGAGUGA